AUGAUACCAUCACUGAUCAUCUUUGUCCUGGCCCUCCUGGGCAGCACAGCCUCACUGCUACUGGGUGGGGAGCCUACGACCUCAUCCUCAGGAGAAUUUGGGGCUGGAGUUGGCACCUCCUUUUCCUUUGCCACCUACCGCCAGAGGGGGAAAAUCACCGGCUUUCGGAUCCGGGAGCAGCCAGGUGGGAUCAUCACGGGCAUCCAAUUUCAGUUUGAGCACUCCUGGACCAGUUACUAUGGUUACGAAGGGGACGUCAUCCACGAGGUCCUCCUGGAUCCAGAGGAAGUCAUCACUCAGGUCUCCGGGAAACACCACUGCUUCAUCUAUCAGGUCAUCUUUGGCACCAACCUGGGGCGGCAGUUCUACAUCGGCCAGUCUCUGGGCACGUCCUUCAACGCCCACCCUCUGAGCACCGAGGGCCAUCUCCUCUAUGUUAGCGGACACCACAACAGCAUGGGCCUCACGGGCCUCUGCUUUCACUGGGAGGAGCCCAGGAAGGUCUAG
Messenger RNA from Tachyglossus aculeatus (Australian echidna), 507 nucleotides. RefSeq names its product zymogen granule membrane protein 16-like. The coding region runs from base 1 to 507 and encodes 168 amino acids. Lineage: Eukaryota; Metazoa; Chordata; Mammalia; Monotremata; Tachyglossidae. The transcript has 3 exons. The record is from RefSeq and is a predicted model, not a curated record.